AUGCCUUCAGAGAUUCUGGAAAACUGUGUCUCCACUCAUUUGGACUCUGGGAUCUACAAACAUAGAAGCCGAGGAACUGAUUUUUCCACACUGCUCCGAUGCAGUAUGGAUAGUGUCUACUUCCGGAUAUUCUUGAUUAAGAAUGUCUGUGACUGUGACAGUGACAGAGAUCCAUGUCUUCUAGCUCUGAGUUAUCCUCAGCUCCAAAGUUUCCUCAGGCUGAAAAAACAGCGGCAGAUGCAUCUUUUGCUGGAGAACAAUCAUCUGAUGUUCCAAGUUGAUCAGUCUGUUUCAUUACACAGCCAGCCUUUUGUAUUGCUUCUGUUCUUCAGAUGCUAG
Messenger RNA from Microthlaspi erraticum, 339 nucleotides. Lineage: Eukaryota; Viridiplantae; Streptophyta; Magnoliopsida; Brassicales; Brassicaceae. The record is from the annotation of a GenBank genome assembly.